Paramecium sonneborni is the source of this 576-nucleotide messenger RNA. The record is from the annotation of a GenBank genome assembly. Lineage: Eukaryota; Ciliophora; Oligohymenophorea; Peniculida; Parameciidae.
AUGUAAACAUAGCCUAAAUAAGGAUCUAUUUAUCAUUGUUUAUCUCCAUAGAAUAUUAAGAGAGCAGUGAAUAAGAUUCAAUGUCGAGAACAAUAGAGUAAUCCUUGUGUAAGAUUAAACAAUUAAGACAAUCGACUUAAAUAAUUCUAAAAUCUUCUAAAUUCAUAUAUGUAGAGUAAAUCACCAUCAAUUACAAAAACUAUUUAAAGUCGAAAGAGUUUAAAUGAACCUAGUAUCAAUAAUAUUGCAAGAAUAUCUGUUACUCCUUAAAAGAAUGAGAUUUCAAUUACACGCAAAUAAAAUACAGAACAUAAAGAAUUCUUACUAUGUUAAUCUAUUUCAAGUCAAACAUCUGAUUAUGGUCCUUCCAAUCAAUUCAAAGUUUAAUUAUAGUAAAUAUAACAAAAAGUGCGUGAACGGUUUAAACGAUAUGAAGAAGAAAAGAAACUAUUUCAUGAAGAGAAGAAACUGUUUCUUGAAGAAAAGAAACAAUUAAUCUCAAGAAUUCAAUAAUUAGAAUAGUAAGUUUAAGAAUUUACCAAAAAAAAAGAAGCAUUAGAUCAAUCAUUUGGUUGA